This is a messenger RNA of Octopus sinensis (East Asian common octopus), 2850 nucleotides long. Its product is annotated as low-density lipoprotein receptor class A domain-containing protein 4. The record is from RefSeq and is a predicted model, not a curated record. The transcript is spliced from 6 exons. The coding region runs from base 488 to 1864 and encodes 458 amino acids. Lineage: Eukaryota; Metazoa; Mollusca; Cephalopoda; Octopoda; Octopodidae.
GGAAAGAGAAAGAGACAGACAAGAGGUGAAGAAAGAGAAGAGUAGUGAAUGAGGAGGAACUGCAAAUGCAAAAGUAAGGAGAAUACAAGCAGGAGGAAGAGGAGGCAUCGGCAAGGCCGAAAGAAAGAGAGAGAACGAGAGUAGUGUAUGUACGGGAGAACGAAAGAGAGAUAGAUAGUGAGAGCUAGAGAGAGAGAGAGAGAGAGAGAGUGAACUUCAACAAUAGAUAAUUGUGCCGCUUGCGCUUAUGAAACAUGGUCGAUGUCGGCGGCGGCUCUUCUUGAAAGUUGGUCUGUAUGAGGUGUUGUGUUGUGUUCCUGUAGGUAUUUGGUUGUUUGACAGGGUUAUUUUAAUCCCCACCAAGCGUCACCAGAACCCGCACCCAUUUUUAACGUUUCUGGUCAACCGUAUUUAUGAACACCAGACGGACAUGUGCGAUUCCCUUCCACGUUCCUGUUAAGUGGGAGUGUUUCGCCCUGCAAUAGAAAUGCUCAUUUAUUUCGGACCUUUUGUGUUGCUGCUGUUUCAUACAGUGUUAGCUGAAAGUGACUGUGGUCCGACAUUGAGCAACAAAAGUGUCUUGAUUGUUUAUUCAAAGCAGUAUGACACUACAGAUCAGCACGCCUGUGACUUGUACAUUAUUGCCAAGACAAAGGUGUACAUUGAACUGAACUUCACUGACCUUCGUGGCUUUGAAGUUCCGUGGCAGCCAGCAAACAGCUCCACCGUUUCAAUGGAAUGUUUACCAAAGAUCAGCAUUACAGAACGCAAUACGAGUGGUGAAGAAUUCCGUAUGGGAAUUAUCUGUCCUGUCCAAAAACUUCUCAAAGACCCUCCAGUCUUUCCCUCACACGCCAAUAACUUAACGCUGAUUUAUAAAUGGGACCCCAAACAGCGAACUGGACAUACAUUGUAUCUUGACUUUCAGCUGAAAGUAAAUGUGUGCACAUUCUACUGUGAUGGCUCUACCUGUCAGUCUGACCAGUCGUUAGUGUGUAACGGCAGGUCACACUGUCGCGAUCAGUCAGAUGCGCAGCUUUGCAAUGAGCAACACCCUAGCUCUGCACCCACAGAGCAGCUUGUAAGGAGCACUUCUACUAUAAUGCCACUUGUUGUUGUAAUAAUAAUUGUGGUGUGUAUACUUGGGGUGGUACUACUUGGCAUCUGCCAUUGCCGGACAGCACCGUGGCUAUGUCGAGGAGACAGCUCUCACACUAAAACUUCAGAGCAUGAAAAUUUACAUCCUAACUCUCAAAUGACCUGCUCAGAGGAUUAUUCUGGAAUUCCAACCCAGGAGCAACGGGCAAUAGCAUCAUAUAAAGAAAAACAAACACGUUUAAAAUCCAUAAGGACAGACAAUGAAUUAGGUCUCCCUCCUAGUAUCCCAAUCUCUGAAGAUGGAGAAGAGGGAUUUCUGACUAGUCAAAGAUUACUACAAUCAUGUGACCGGUCCCAUAAAAUAGACUGUCAGGCUUUCUGCCCCCCACCAAAUAUAACCAUAUACAAUGGAGAGAGUCCAUCAUCCUUUUAUCAUUCUCACUCAACAACCAACAGCAGCUUUCUCGCUCUCUCUGUGAACAAGAAAAUUCCUCUUCCUUCUAUGAAAACCCUGAGGGAGUCCAAUGGACAUUCAAAUCUUAACCAUUAUAGCUAUUUGGAAGGACACAGUCAUCCUUCACGUUCCAAACCCCACACAAAGAACCCCUCUUCAUCAACAUUGCAGCCAAAGCUAUCCAGUGACAGUCAAAAUCCACAAGGCCAAAAAUUUGACCGACUUGGAAAUUACUCUCUAGUUUCUUCUCCCAGUACUCGAAUGCCUAAUGAGGCAAAUGUCUACAGCUUCCAGCCUGACAGACACCUUUGAUAUAGACCUCCCCACUCCGUUCUCAGCUGAGGAGAUUUGAGAAAACUACAUGCUAGAACACAACCAUCACUGUUGCUGCUGUUUUUUUUUUCUUUGUAAUUAUUUUUGUUUUUUUUUUCAAAAAUAUAAUUGACUAAUCAAAAAUUGACGUUAUAAAGCUGAGGAAGCCAUUGAAGUGUGGUUGAUGUUCUCUAAGCUCUGGUCCUUCUUGCAACUGUCUGUGACUGUGGUGCUGUGAGAGACUAUGUUGGAGACAUGUAAAGCUAGUGCCUCGUUUCUUGUUGGAGAUACCCUGUUUAUACCAUUUGGUAGAUCUCGACUUCUGAUAACCCAAUGGAACAUUUAGGGGUGCUUCUUUCCAGAAUAUUUUCAAGGUUUUUUUAACCGUGAAAAUACCAUGACAACUGGUUGGAAUGCUGGACCACUAUUGCAAAAAUACCCUAAUCUGGACAAGUCUUUCAAACCUUCUCCACUACUUUUACACACCCCAAAAAGCAAAAAAUAAAAAAAUAAAGUAAAAUAAAUAUUUAAAAAAUGUACAAACUUAGGCUACAAUUUAUUUUUUGGACUUUAAACAAGUAUUGACUUAAUACAUGUGAAUAAAUUUUAAAAAAUGAUUAAAAUUAAAUAUAAAAAUAAAAUAUAAUUGGUGAAAUAGUAAAUAUUUCCUAUAUUAGUGUCUUCCAUGUUUAUCUUUUAUUUUUCAAAUUCCAAAAAUCUGUGAAUAAACCUCAAAGACUGUGUUGCUAAAACACUUUUCAAUGAGUCCUCCUACCCACAAGAAGUUAUGUUUUGCCUUUGUUCUUCAUUGCAAAGAACUAAAUUUCCUGGAACAGCUCCUAACUCUUCUCCCUUUGUUUCUUGGCCAGUAUACUGAAGAGUUAUAAAGCUUGAAUUUUGUAGGCAAACAGCUUGCUCUCUGCCUUUGAAGAACAUAGACAGAACACCUUCAUUUAGACAUCAAUAAAUGCUCAUUGAAACAUGUA